AUGCAGAGAGGUGGGCAGGGAAAAUCGGCGGAGGAGGGAGGGCAGGGGGACGGCAGGGAUGAGGGCAGGGCGGAGGACAGGGAGGAGGGCAGGGAGGAUGGUAAAGAGGAUGGCAGGGAUGAUGGUAGAAAGGAGGGCAUGGAUGAUGGUAGAGAGGAGAGCAGGGAUGAUGGUAGAGAGGAGGGCAUGGAUGAUGGUAGAGAGGAGGACAAGGAUGAUGGUAGAGAGGAGAGCAGGGAUGAUGGUAGAGAGGAGAGCAGGGAUGAUGGUAGAGAGGAGGGCAUGGAUGAUGGUAGAGAGGAGGGCAGGGGUGAUGGUAGAGAGGAGGGCAGGGAUGAUGGUAGAGAGGAGGGCAUGGAUGAUGGUAGAGAGGAGGGCAUGGAUGAUGGUAGAGAGGAGGGCAGGGAUGAUGGUGGAGAGGAGGGCAUGGAUGAAACAACAUUCUUGUCCUUUACCAUGCAAACAGUUCGCAUGGAGUAA
Molecule: messenger RNA, 480 nt
Organism: Closterium sp. Naga37s-1
Lineage: Eukaryota; Viridiplantae; Streptophyta; Zygnematophyceae; Desmidiales; Closteriaceae
Source: the annotation of a GenBank genome assembly